Misgurnus anguillicaudatus (oriental weatherfish) is the source of this 3989-nucleotide messenger RNA. RefSeq names its product ribosomal RNA processing 1 (gene rrp1). Gene Ontology annotation, cellular component: nucleus; preribosome, small subunit precursor. NCBI's taxonomy places the organism in Eukaryota, Metazoa, Chordata, Actinopteri, Cypriniformes, Cobitidae. Gene Ontology annotation, biological process: rRNA processing. The record is from RefSeq and is a predicted model, not a curated record.
CAGGCCAAAAACGAUUACGUCAUCAGAGCGCGCCUGGCAGAGGCGCGCGUGCGCGAGUUUAAGCGUGUUAGGGUGAACUGCACGUGAAGAGUGGAAAAUGGCAUCGAAACAAGAAGCAGAAAUUAUAUUUGCUCAGAAACUAGCGUCCAAUGAGAAACCGAUCAGGAGUAAAGCUUUACUGAAACUGCGUAAAUACAUCAGUGUCCGAUCAGAGAAAGAGCAAGGUGGAUUCAGUGAAGAUGAACUAUUAAAGAUUUGGAAAGGCCUUUUUUACUGCCUGUGGAUGCAAGAUCUGCCGCUGUUACAGGAAGAACUGUCAACAAAAAUAUCGGGAUUGCUCCACAGCUUCCGGACCGUUGACAGUCAGUUCCUGUAUUUUAAAACAUUUCUUCAGACUAUGAAGAGAGAGUGGAAUGGUAUUGACAGACUUCGAAUGGAUAAAUUCUAUCAGUGUGUCCGCUUUGUCUUCCGGGAAGUGUUUGAAAUGCUGAAACGACAGGACUGGAAGCCAAGUGUGGUGAAUGAGUUUUUAGAGCUGAUCUCAGGACAGCUUCUGCAGAGCUCCAGCUCCGCUCCGUCCGGACUCAUUCUUCACAUCCUGGAUCUUUAUUUGAAUGAACUUGCUCUCAUCGGUUCAGCUACGCUCACGGCCGAACAGAACCUAACCUUCAUCGAGCCCUUUUGCAAGGCAAUGGCCAAAACCAAAGAUCGAGUGCUGUUGAAGGCCAUCGGAAGCAACGUCUUCAACACCAUUGUGGAUCAGGUUCCUUUCGCCAUCGAGGAUCUGCUGAGAGAGAUUCGUCAAAAUGAAGGACGGGAAUCUGAAUCUGAAGACGAAGAGGCCGGUGAGAAUCAGAUGAAGAUGAAAGCUGCAGAAGAUGAUGAUCAUGAGGAGGACGAUAGUGAUUUGGGAGAUGAUUUUUCCUAUGAGAAGGAUGUCAAAGAUGGCGCUGAAUGUGGACCCGUUCUUCAGUUUGACUAUGGUGCGAUAGCUGACAGACUAUUUCAGUUGGCCAGUUAUACAAAUAUCCCAAGCUUCAACCGCUCAAAGAUCUACAAGUUUGUGAAAAUUUUUCGAGACUUGUCUGAAGGUGUUUUCCCUCAGGAUGAGGUGGAGGUCGUGUCUAGUGAUGAGGAUGAUGAAGAUGACAACAGGAGGAGAAGGAAGAAGAAGAAGAGAUUAAACAAACAGUCACAGGAGAAGACCGACAAAGCAGAUACGGAGAGCUCGGAGAUAACACCUGAAUCAGUUCCAUCAAAAGAAAAGAAGAAAAAGGGAAAGAAGAGACGUUUAAAGGGUAUCGAAGAUCAGACGGGUUCAGAUGUAGACAGACCCAUGAUAGAGACGGUUGACGUUCCUGCCUCUAAACCACUGAACACAAACAAAAAAAAGAAAGCCAAAGGUUUAGAGGUUAGUGAAGAGCAGAGCAAAUGCAUGAUUUCAAUUAGUGAUCCUCCAAAAGAACAGCAGGAUACAUCUGAUCUCAGACCAGUGAAGAAACAAAAGAAGAAGAAGAAGGAAAGUGAACGUGAAGCAGAUGAAGAGCUCUCUGACCUCAGCGUCGUUCCUCCUGCACUGCAGAAGAAGAAAAGAAAACUGAAGAAAAAGACAAGAUGUGCCGCUGAUGGAGAAACCACAGGUGACUGUUCACAGACGGACGAUAAACAAACUGAAAACUGCUGUGCAGAAAUGCACACAAACACCACCGCACCUGAUCUCUCCACAGUCACAACAACACUGAAGAAGAAAAAGACAAAGAAAACUUCCACAGAUGACCCGACAGAUGUCAAAGAAGAGAAGACUGAAAACAAGAUGAAGGUGAAAAAGAGCAAAAUAAAAAAGAAAGCUGUGAGGUCUGAAGAGUGCGGAGAAUCAGAUGAAACGGCAGAGACGCUUCAUAUAGAUGAGAAACAAACACAGAGUCAUGAAAACACAGAGACAAACACUGUGAACAAGAAGAAGAAGAAGAAACUGAAAUCUAUGGAGCUGAACGGAGAAACAAAUGAAAGCGUGAAGAGAAAGAGAAACUUAAUGAAUGGACACGCAGAACCAGACAGUGUGAAGAAACUAAAAAUAUUUAAUGAGUCUGAUAAACCUACCAAUCAGAUGAACACUAAAGGAUUUGCGUUUAGUCCAAAGAAAAGUCCCACUGCUCUCUUCUGUCGAUCUGCAGGUUUUAUCACUCCUGUGUGUAAGAAACAGAGUUUGAAGAUUUCCAAAUCGGAAACGAAAAAAGUGACCUUUGGGCUGAAGAAUAAUAAAACAAUGGAAUUCAGAAAGAUGGACCGAAGCUCACUGUUAAGUCCCGCCGGUCAGUCACAAGUUGCUUUUGACCCCAAGAAAACACCAAAAUCUGGUGUGUUAAAGUCACCCACAUCAUCCCCAGCCAUCCGGAGAAGAUCCACAGCUGCAGAUUUCUUUUAAAAUAAAAAAACGUACACAACUUCAUACAGUCAUUUCCUAUGAAACCUAGGCCCAUAUGUGUAAAGCUAUUUUAUAUUCAGAUUCUUUUGUAAAGUUAAAUCUGCCGUGUUUUAAUACAUCUGUUGUGUUUCAUGAACUGGUUAAUAUUGAAUCAAAGCUUUUAAAAUAAGAGCUUUAUAUUUUAAUAUACAAGGGCUGUAAGAAGUAAAAACAGAUGAUUCAAAAAAUAAAAUCUAUAAACAGCUUGUGUAAAAAAUGGAUGAUAAUCAGUUUCUUAGGAACUUAGAACUGAGUAGAAGUACAAACUAAUUCAUAGUCUUCACAAGACGUUUUAACCACAAGAAUAAAGGAAGAUGAGUUUUUAUUUAGGGUGUCUUUAUGUCUUAACCUGACUUUGUGUGGGUUCAAAUUAAUGUCGAUUAAUUCUGUUUUCUCUGUCAGCUUGUAAUAAUGUGCUUUUUUAAGAUUUACAAAGAGCAGCUGUGGGUUUUGAGAAAGAUUAAGCCAUUGACUCUAUUAAAGUGGUCAUACUCGUAUCAGUGACUUAGUUAAAAUCAUGGUCUACAUUUAUCUGGCUUACAGCGUAUCGGUCGCAAAGGAAUACAGGGAUCUCCAACCCUGAUAAUCCUAUAUUAGCUUCUUUCGUCAUUUCGAUAAAUUGCUAUAAAUUUACCAGAAUGACUUUACCAGUAAACCUAAAAAUGUGCUGUUCACACACGCAACAACGUUGUCUCUGUUUAUUAUAGAAACCAAAUUCUAGACAAGUUUCUCUGCCAACUGCUCGAGUUGAGCGCAGACUUUUAUGUGUUACUUUGCGCUUAUUUCCGAUUGUGAUGUUCUUCUUUUACACCCGAAGACGUGCACAUGAACAAAACUGUGACAAAGCCGGUUAAGGUGUUUACAUGCAACGUGAAAUUGGGGUAAUGAGCAAAAAAACUAUGUGCCGUUACACCGGCUUUCCCCAAUAAAACAAAACACUAUGGUUACAAAUGUAACUGUGGUUCUGUAAGUUCCAGAUGACUGCCAGAGGCGGUGCUUAAGCACUAGUGGAUUAUCGCAACACCAGCGAUAGGUCAAGAUAAUAUACCAACAAAGUUGCAUGAUGAUGUAGGCUGAGCCUUGAGUAAUAAUAGACCUACCAGCUCAGCCUUCUGCCUCAUGGACGCGUUUCUCACGCAUUCCACGUGACAAUGAUCUCUGGUGGUCAUCCAGAAUAGGCCUGUCACGAGAUACAAUUGCCCCAAAAAAUAAUGGUGAUAAUCGAUAUUAUGGUCUUUUUUAAAACCAUUUUAGGUCACUUAUUAAAUAAUGACAAUAAAAUAGGAUCUACUUACAUUAUUAUUAUGCUUUCUAAAAGAACACAACUUUAACUCUAUUCCUUUAAUACAGUGUUUCUCAAACUUUUUCUGCAAUUCCCCACUUUGGAGGUAGGGAAGGGUUCCGAGCCCCACCUGUCCCCAAUCGCCCCAACAAAAUGGUAAUCAAAAUGGUAAUCAACUAGGCUUCAAGAUUAACUGUUGAAAUGUAUUAGUCACAUCAUAUUUUAAAACAUUACAGCAUUAAA